UCAGUGGCGUACGCUUUCAAAAUCUCUUCCUCCAUAAACACAGGAAAUGCCCGUCGUGUUAUUUCAUUAAUGUUUUAUUUGUGUGAGUGCGUCGCCCAGUUCAGCUGUAAUCAUAGAUGGAGUCCAAGGAUUCUGAAAGCAACGCGUCUCGGUCCCUGAGGCGAUCUACGCGGCAGUCAUCCUCUAAAGCGCUGGGUUUUGAACCGACCCCCAGGGGUCCGCUGAAGAGGACCAAGAGGGGCUCAGGGAGACCGGGUCCUGCUGCAGCAGUCAAUGGGUCCGGAGAUCAGGAGAAUGGCUCUGAGGAUGAAGAGUCCCCGGGCAAGAAGAGCCGGCUGGAGACUGGAGGACCAGCGGGAUGUGAUGAUGAUGGUGGUGUUGAUGAUGGGACCGAGAUGGAUGUCCAGGAGUCAGCUGGAGAUCUGAAGAAUAACCAGGAGCAGGAAACAGUCGCUUACAAUCAGGAAUCUUCUCAUGGCACUUGUCCAUCUAAACUCUACCAAGGUACCAUUGGAGAUGUGAAUUUACACCCUCGUGUAGUGUUACACGAAUACCGCCGACCCCAGGUUGCAAGUGAAGAGGCAGACUUGUUGGAAACCAAAAGAGUAAACUCAUCAACCAAAGGACCGGCAGCCCCCACCAAGUCUGCUGUGCAACACAGAUCAUUGGUGAACAGCCAUGAUGUGCCCACUACCACGACCAGCAUGGCUGAGUACAAGAAAAGGAUGGAGGCCAUUGCCAAGACAGCUGCUAUUCCCACAGUUAACGACGUGAGCCCAGGCGUUUACCCGUCAUCAGAGAAAUCCAUGUCAGUGCAUCAACGUUUGAGACACAUUCCAAUUCAAAAAGAAUCGGUAAAGCCCAAGAAAAAAGGAGGGAAAAAGAAAACAGAAGUCAUCAAGAAAAGCUCCAGAAAUUCUUCUCAGGGUUGCAUGUGGUAUUUCUGGUGUUUGGUUGGCCUGGUGCUGCUUGGUACUGUCGCCUUCCUGGCAUUCAAGAAAUUCCCUAUCCUCAGAAUGGUCGCAGACCUAAAAGGUCAUAUAUCCAGGGCUGAUGAGCCAGAUGUGUUUGCUGAUCAGUUGUCUCUUCUCGAGGCUCAAUUCCCCAGUCAGCGUCCAGAGUUGUGGAAAAGGAGCAUGAUACACCUGGGGAAGCACCUGAGAACAGCCCAGCCCACAGAGCCGGUGAGUCUGAUUUUCACCGCUGGCCGCAGUGCUGAGAGGACGCUGCACUGCCUCGCUCAGGGCCUGGCCUCCGCCUUCUCGUCUGUCAACAAAACCUCCGUCCUCCAAAUCGAUGGAGCCAGCAAAGCCAGUCAGGCCAGCGAUGAAGUGAAGCUGGCCAUUGACAGCCAACUGAAGGAGGCCUUUGAAGGUGAUAAACCGGUGGCAAUCAUCCAUCGCUUUGAAGAGCUACCUCCAAGCUCUACCCUAAUUUUUUACCGCUACUGUGACCACGAGAAUGCCGCGUACAAGCAGGUGUUCUUGUUGUUUACUGUGCUGCUACCUCAGGACGAGGUUAGCAGUGAGCAGAGUCUGAAGGAUGUGGACGAGAUGGUGCAAGACUAUCUAAAGGAGAGGCUGGUGGGCUCCAGCAACCAAACCUCCUUCAAUGAGAUGGACAAUAACAAGUACGGUGGCCUGUGGAGCCGCAUCUCGCACCUUGUUUUGCCUGUAGUGUCUGAGAAGGAAGUAGAGAAGAGAGGAUGCUCGUAAACCACGCUGGCUUCUCUGAAGAAACCAGGAUACCACUCUGGGCCAGCCUGACACUUUUUGGCACAGUGCAGAAGCUAGGAAACAAACGUAAAAUGGAAGUAUAAUGUGUGUGCUGUGAUAAUUCACAUAUAGACUUGAUUUGAAAGAGUUGAAAAUGGUAUUAAUCUCUCUCUGUCAGAGAUAAAAUUGUACUUAAGCUGCUGUCCUAUGUGUGAUCAGUUUAACUGCUUCCGAGAUGCUCAGCGCAGUUUUUAAUUAAAUGUGUUUACUUGUGCAGGCUUUGCAUCAGGCUGAAUCAAAUGGUGUUGAAUCAUCAUUCCACUUCAAACAGGGGAAUUUGGUCCAUUUCUCCCGUAGAUUUAACAUAUAACAAGAUGCAAAGCACUUUCUUCAAUUGAAUUUCCAUGUCCAACCCAUAGAUUGAAUAUAAAGAUGAACAAAGUGUCUCCCCUUCUUCUCACUAACCAGAUUGAAGCCAAAACUUCCCGGAUAUGAACGUGGCCAUCUUGUGACUCAGUUGUCUGAUGCUAGAAUAGUGGACUUGAUUGACAGUCCAGACUAUUAAAACCAAACUGUCACCAUCUUUGCAAACAGUCCAUGGUCCAAGCCAAAAGCGUUAAGGUUAAAUGGUGAAGAAUUACACUGGGUCCUCCUGUUAAAGUUAACUUUUUUUUAACUCAUAUUUCUUGUCUUUACCAAAUCUCAGAGACAACUGAUGACAUGCUUUAUAUUUCUGUCUAAUGUGUGCAUCCCUUCUUUUAAUUAUCUUGUGCACACAACUGGAAUGGAUUUGCACUGAAAAGGUUUUUCAUUUACUAGCCCUCAAAUCGAGAGUACUGGCUUUUAAAAAGAUACAACUUUUAUAUCUUUUGUUUUUGUUGAAUUUGUAUAUAUGUUGUUUGACUUUUUUAGAUUGGAUAUCUAUAUAUAUGUAUAUAGGAUUUAAAAAGGUCUGUUUUACCACCAAAAUGUAGUUAUGUUGUAAAAACACAGGUUUUUUGAAUUUGUACAAAUAUUUUGACAGAAUAUCACAAUGUGCCUUAAAUACUGACAUGGAGAUGAUUAGACUCAUCAGUCAUCUGACUCUGACACUCUUUGACGACAACUUCUGAACUCAAACAAGCAUUUUUGUUGAUUUCUUUCUUUAAUUUGUUCUAAUUUGCAUCAUUGUGUUCUUACUUGAUAUAACUCAUUCCUCUUAUUCUGUUAUUCUGAGAUGUUGCCCAUAUAUAGACCUGGAUAUUUUCAAUAAAGACUAUUUUGGUACCUGAAA
Platichthys flesus (European flounder) is the source of this 2988-nucleotide messenger RNA. RefSeq names its product torsin-1A-interacting protein 2-like. The coding region runs from base 117 to 1715 and encodes 532 amino acids. The record is from RefSeq and is a predicted model, not a curated record. NCBI's taxonomy places the organism in Eukaryota, Metazoa, Chordata, Actinopteri, Pleuronectiformes, Pleuronectidae. The transcript has 8 exons. Gene Ontology annotation, biological process: membrane organization. Gene Ontology annotation, cellular component: membrane. Gene Ontology annotation, molecular function: ATPase activator activity.